Nymphaea colorata (pocket water lily) is the source of this 2635-nucleotide messenger RNA. Its product is annotated as transmembrane 9 superfamily member 2-like. NCBI's taxonomy places the organism in Eukaryota, Viridiplantae, Streptophyta, Magnoliopsida, Nymphaeales, Nymphaeaceae. Gene Ontology annotation, biological process: protein localization to membrane. The record is from RefSeq and is a predicted model, not a curated record. The transcript is spliced from 8 exons. Gene Ontology annotation, cellular component: membrane. Bases 568 to 2340 code for a protein of 590 amino acids.
UCAUCUCCACUAAGAUUUAAUGUGUACAUAUCUCUGUUGGCAGUUUGCGUUCGUGAGAUUCAGAUGCAAAACUGUGAGCUAAAAAUCCAAACCCCUCUCCUUAAUUAGAUAUUUUCUUAAUAAGAUCCGACAAUGAGAGUUGGGCGAAAAUCCCAUCUGCGGGCAUCUGUAUCCGCCACCAGUUGAGGAAGGUAUAUUAAAUGGAAAGAGAAUGUCCUUAGCAGGCGAAGGGCGUUUCCGUUAAGAUAUUUAGUAAGGAAAAAAUUGGUUCGAAUCCACCCAUUGUUUUCCCAUACUUUCUUCGGGGUUUUGCGAUUGGCCAAAAUUCCCACUUACAUUUCCUCUGCCCAGAAGUCAAGCUCUUGUGAAUCUUUGGAAGUGCUUGAUCCAAAACUAGAGACCAAAUUGUCCGAAUCGAACGUUAAUCAUCUCCAUAAAUCCACAGCCCAUAUUUUGGAAGUGAUCAGAAAGGGAUUGCACAAGAGAGUAACAAAAAAAAAAAAGAGAAAAAAGGUCGAUCCUUAUGCUAGGCAACUAGGUGCCGUCAAAAGGAUAGCUUGCAAUAUUAUGGAGAAAAUGGUGGAAGCUGUUGUCUUGCUUUUUUUCGUAUUAUCUGGGCUCAGGGUUGAAGCAGAUGGAUCAGAUCAUAAAUACAAGGAGAAAGAAAAGGUGCCUUUGUACGUCAAUAAAGUGGGUCCUUUCCAAAACCCAAGUGAAACAUACCGCUAUUAUGAUCUGCCAUUCUGUAUUCCAGAACAUGUGACUGAGAAAAAGGAAUAUCUUGGUGAAGUUCUAAAUGGUGACCGUUUAGUUGAUGCACCAUAUCAGCUGGAUUUUCGAGUGGAUAAAGAGUCAGAAGUUCUCUGUAAGAAGACAUUGUCAAAAGAAGAUGUAGCGAAGUUUAAGGAUGCUGUCCUAAAGGAUUACUACUUCCAGAUGUACUAUGAUGAUUUGCCAAUUUGGGGAUUCAUUGGAAAGGUUGAGAAAGAUGAUCAAACUGACCCAGGCGAGUUUAGAUAUUUACUAUAUAAGCAUAUUCACUUCGAUAUUUCUUACAACCAGGAUCGUGUAAUUGAGAUUAAUGUUCAGACUGAUCCUAAUUUAGCCAUAGACAUAUCAGAAGAGAAGGAAAUAGAGACAGAAUUCUUAUAUUCAGUGAAAUGGAAAGAGACUGAAAUCCCUUUUGAUAGAAGGAUGGAUAAGUUCUCACAGUCUUCUUCAACUCCUCAACACUUGGAAAUUCAUUGGUUCUCUAUAAUAAAUUCUUGUGUUACAGUCGUCCUCCUAACUGGGUUUCUUGCAACUAUUCUCAUGCGUGUACUUAAGAAUGACUUUGUCAAGUAUUCACAUGAUGAGGAGUCACCUGAUGACCAGGAAGAGACAGGGUGGAAAUAUAUCCAUGGAGAUGUUUUCCGAUUUCCCAAACAUAAAUCCCUAUUUGCUGCAGUUCUUGGAUCUGGUGCUCAGCUCUUAGCUCUUGCAAUAUUCAUCUUCAUCCUUUCACUGGUUGGGGUCUUUUAUCCAUACAAUCGAGGAGCAUUAUUUACAGCAUUAGUUGUCAUAUAUGCUCUUACUUCUGGAAUUGCUGGUUACAUGGCGACAUCCACUUACUUGCAACUAGAAGGAACAAAUUGGGUUAGGAACUUAUUGCUGACAGGAUGCUUGUUCUGUGGCCCUCUCUUUUUGACAUUUUGUUUCCUGAACACUGUAGCUAUCAUAUAUAAUGCAACUGCAGCUUUGCCUUUUGGCACUAUCUUGGUGAUUCUUCUUAUAUGGACACUAGUGACGUCUCCUUUGCUUGUAUUGGGUGGGAUUGCUGGUAAGAACAGCAAGACUGAGUUCCAAGCUCCUUGUCGCACAAAAAAGUACCCUAGAGAAAUACCUCCACUACCAUGGUACAGGAGAACUAUUCCUCAGAUGGCCAUGGCUGGCUUCCUUCCCUUCAGUGCCAUCUAUAUUGAGCUAUAUUACAUAUUUGCAAGUGUAUGGGGUCACAAAAUCUAUACCAUCUACAGCAUUCUGUUCAUAGUCUUUAUCAUUCUUAUCAUUGUGACUGCAUUCAUCACGGUGGCAUUGACAUACUUCCAGCUAGCAGUCGAGGACCAUGAGUGGUGGUGGAGGUCUGUCAUUUGUGGAGGAUCUACUGGGAUUUUCAUCUUUGGCUACUGCAUUUAUUAUUACUUUGCGAGAUCAGAUAUGUCAGGUUUCAUGCAAACAUCUUUUUUCUUUGGUUACAUGGCCUGCAUAUGCUAUGGGUUCUUCCUCAUGUUGGGCACAGUUGGAUUCUGUGCAUCGUUGCAGUUUGUUCGCCACAUAUACCAGUCGAUCAAAUGUGAGUAGGUCGACCAAGUCAUUCUAGCAAUCUCCACUGCUUCACUUGCCAUGGUUGUUUAACCGGCUGAGUCAUUUCAUUUCUCAUACCAAGCCCAAAAGCUGCAGAAGAAAAGAACUGGCAUGUUAAACCUCCAAACAUGUCGUUUUCGUUUAUGUGCGUCUUGAAAAUUUUGUUCCCCUCAUACUAUUUUGUUCCUUUGUUCUAAAUUACGUUCAAUUUUAAUGAGAAAGCCUUGUUAUUUUUUUAAAGAAAUUUGCACUUCCGAAACUUGAAAGAAAUUUGCAGUUUCUGUGCUUUUCA